Exophiala dermatitidis NIH/UT8656 is the source of this 3440-nucleotide messenger RNA. RefSeq lists its product as uncharacterized. The transcript has a single exon. The record is from RefSeq and is a predicted model, not a curated record. NCBI's taxonomy places the organism in Eukaryota, Fungi, Ascomycota, Eurotiomycetes, Chaetothyriales, Herpotrichiellaceae. The coding region runs from base 49 to 2007 and encodes 652 amino acids.
CAGAGAUACUAGUACCGCGCGUCUCAUCAUCGUCGUCCUCGAUCCACGAUGUCCUCGACUCAUGAGCCAUCCGGCGACGAUCCACUUCGUCCCUCUGCUAAAGAGGCUUCAGCAGUCUUGAAGAAAUCACAGCGUCACUGGGGCGCGCUUCUUGCCUGUGCACGCGCUGCCAACAGCCUUCCCUCUUCCUGCGCCAACAUCCACAGCCUCCUACACAAGACUCCUGCUAUACCGGCCGCCGAUGUGGAUGUCGAGGAGAUAGUCGACAGCAACAAAGAGUCACUCGAUCUUGUAGGCUAUUCUGUCUGGGGUCUCGGAUCCACAAAAUGCGACCUUUCGAACGAGACGAAAAGUUCUCGUGCUGUUGAAGUACAGAUAGGGACGUCUGAGCCCCAGUUCUGCACUCUUUCCACCGAAGCCACCUUACAAUGGACUGGAUUCCAAGGCUUUCGUGCCCAGGGAAAAACAGGCAACUAUCUUUGCGCGUUCGUCCUUGGCUGGUCUUAUGUUCUUUCCGCGCGUUUGGUCGAACUCCGCAGGAAGUCUGGGGAUGACAGAAUCACCUACACCGAAGCCCAGGCUCCGUUGAUCACGGGCGAACAGCCGUUCUUCGAGGGCGAUGGAGCCGCCAUAUCGGUUGGGAAAGCCGACCGAGGAGCAUGCCGGUGGUGGGCGGCCAUCCUUGCCGGUGGAUGCGGUUGGAAGGCUGUCCUUCAUCGCUCGGGACAUGAUUUCCAUGCACCAUGGGCGUGCCACCUGAAAUUCAACAACGACGGGCAGAUCAAGAUUUACCAUUCGCCGUCUACCGACAAUUCAUCCUUCGCUACAGCCAACCCCCCGUCUUCCGGGCAAGCCUUACAAUACCUCAUCGAUUUCGCCAAACUGCACGAUGCCGUCGAUCAACUCCUGGCAGGAUUUUCUGGGGCUUUAACGCUGCCCCCAAGGCAAAGAUGCCAGGCUCCUGUGGUACUGCCCCGGCUCCGGGCGGCUCUUUCCAGGAAGGAAAGGCCACGCUCCACAUUGACCAGACUUCUACCCUCUACCGUCGAUCUUCCUCACUUCAUGGCCUUCAGCUGUUUCGAUAGCGCCGUGUUCUCCUGCAUGGGAAGCUCUCUUUGGCAGCCUGGGAUAGCCUGUAACGUCGUCGGCCAGUGGCUUUGCCCUGUUUUGGAACAUAUGGUGCCGGAUCUACUACGUGAAAAGAGCAGCCAUAUUAUCGUUCACAUGAUGGCUAUGCGUCGGCCGAAUGUUGCCCCCCUCUGGCUGGGCUCGGCAAUAACAGGCCUGUUGUCAACAUUUUCGAAAGAUCUCGGUGGUUAUGGUGCACCUAUCCUUCUAGAGACGGUGGAAUGGGCGAAGUCGCCACAGUCAUUUAUGGACCCUCGGUACCACAGAAAAGCCCCCGUCAAAGCCGAGAAGGGUCAGAAGUACGUUCGUCGUGAAGAUGAAAUACGUUUGCUCUACAUCAGCAACAGACAAUCGUCCCAGUACAAUCAUCUCCCACAAGUACCCUGGCCACCCAUUGGGACGAGCCGUAUCAGAAGCACUUCUAUCGAGGUUCAGAAACAUGCCUUUUGUGGACAUACAUUUGCUUACAAGUAUUGGAUUUGGCAAGGCUGCCACGAGCGGACCGCAAAGGAUUAUGGGCUGUCACGAAAAGCCAACAUUUCGCCGUCAACCUCUGCUUGCCAUGUGAUACUUUUGCUAUCUAGCCUUUCUUCGAGGAUGAAUCUUUGGCGGCGCGCUUGCGGAUUUGUCGCUCGGCAGACUCACGAGCCCAUUUCUUGCGACGAAUAUUUAUCUGAAUACGCAACCUGCAAUAUCUUCGCUUACACCUUGAUUGACGGAGUCAAGCCAGAAGACUCGGAGUUAUGGAAACAUGAGUGGCUCGAAGGCAUGGUUGAUGACUGGUUUGAUGGGCCUAGUGAGGCAGCAUCACUCUCCUCUGCAUCGAUUUCACACUCCGUUACAAUUCCCACAGCAAAAAUGGCGUCCGACAGUAAUUGACAUAGUGUGAAUCGGAAAUGAGCUCUUUUCCCUUCCCUGUUGCCAGGAACAUAUCACCCGGACAGUGUGCGGCCAUUUACCAUGGAGUGCAGCAUUCUCCAGCCAGUCCUCUCCUGGCCCUGUUUUCUCUGGACCGCCUCCUGGAUGAUCCUGGCAUCCCGCGCAGAGACUGGGUUUGUUACGAGCUCCAAAGCACACCUUCCACUGUUUUCGGCAUCGGUGAGCUUUGCAAGUCCACUUCCUGUGCACCUCGUUACUAUGACGGCACACCUUGCAUGUGCCCGACCGACUGGAAGGCUUCGUGGACGGCUGGGCAAUGUCAAACACCGAAAACACCAACCAAGAGAUUGGAAGCUAUGGGAUCUUACCAUAUCACUGGCCUUCCUUGGAUCAGCCAACAGCUUGUGGGGAGCGCCUGUACUGCACUGGACAGGUAUGGACAAUAACGCUUAAGAGCUGACUGGCGCAGACGAGCGAUUGAGUGCUUUGUGUAGGUGCGGAUAUCUUUGAGAUAUUGUUGUUAUCCUUUCGGGAUGUAUAGUCCUUUAUUCGUGAGGUCCACGGCUGCAUGGUCCUUUUAUUAUCGGAUUAUCAGUCAUUCGGUGGCUAUGCAGGCGCCAGCAUGCGCAUCACCCAGUGACAACCGAAUAGCGACGGUCGGUGAAUCCCAUUGAUUGUUGAGAGUGAUAUGGCGGCGGUGGCAAGGGGCAGUCAUGCGGCACAGAGGCUGCUAGCCCUUGCAAUCCACCCCUACUCCGGUUUUAUGGUCGAACCGCACCUUUUCAAACUGACGGCUCGAAAGCGCCCCCGGGCUGUCAACGGCUGCGAUUGAAGUGGUUCGGCCAAUGUGAUCGCGCCAACGAGGCCGCCUUGAGUGGCUCUUGUGUGACCAUGCAGUAUGCAGACCACACGACCCAAAGCAUCACUUGGUUGUCCAUUUAGUUUUGAUCCUCGUGCUUACAGUCUCGAACGCCCGGCAGACACAGAAGAGCACUGCUGCCCAAGACAAGCCAUGGGUGUCUGCGAGGCUGGGACGCUUCCUCUUCAUAGUCUCCAAUCACCAUCACCUACUGCCAUGGCGAGAAUGUAUGAGAGCGGUCGGUCCUCAGACGAUUGUAUCAAGAGCGACACAUAUCACUACCAAAUGCAAGCCACGCCAUGAUUCAGCUGGAGGCACACGGCUAUGCCGCACAGGAUGACAUCGUUAAAUAUGGCUUAGUGGCGUACAGCUUGAGUGUAGUUGUAGCCUUGCCAGGCAGAACGGACCCUUCAAUGUGGUAACAUGUGUACUUUUACAGGGUGUGUUUGUCUGACAGGAAUCGAGAUCAUCUUUUGCGCUCAAUCAGGACGUCAGAACGUCAGACAGAUCAACUAUUGAACUUUAGCCACCAAUGCUAGACUCGGAGUAGCGCCUACUAUAGAUUAUUAUUUGU